This is a messenger RNA of Rotaria sp. Silwood2, 1896 nucleotides long. The record is from the annotation of a GenBank genome assembly. Lineage: Eukaryota; Metazoa; Rotifera; Eurotatoria; Philodinida; Philodinidae.
AUGAAAUACAUACCACGAAAGAUUAAAGACAAAUAUGAAAUACUUGGUGUUAUUGGUGAAGGUGCAUAUGGUGUUGUUCUUAAAGCUCGAAAAAAAGAUUCAAAUACAGUUGUUGCUAUAAAAUAUUUUAAACAAGCUCCUGGAUAUCAUACAGAUGCUGAUGUUAUCGAUCGUGAAUUAAAUAUUCUUCAAUCACUUCGAUUUGAAAAUGUUGUUGAAUUAAUUGAAUGGUUUCGUGAUAAGAAACGAUGUUGUUUUGUAUUCGAAUAUGUCGAAUGGAAUAUGUUACAAGUUUUACAAGAACAUCCCGAAGGUUUAUCAUUAGAACAUGUAUAUCGAUUAUCAUAUCAAUUAUUUAGUGCUAUUCAUUGGUGUCAUACACAUGAAAUAAUUCAUCGAGAUAUUAAACCAGAAAAUUUACUUAUAUCAAAAAAUUUUAUUUUAAAAUUAUGUGAUUUUGGUUUUGCAAGAUUUUGUAAUACAAAAGCAAUCGCUGAUUAUUAUACUGAUUAUGUUGCAACACGAUGGUAUCGAUCACCUGAGUUACUUGUGGGUUCCCCAUAUGGAAAACCAGUUGAUGUAUGGGCAUGUGGAUGUAUCAUGGCUGAACUUAAAACUGGUCAGGCAUUAUUCGCGGGUGAAAGUGACAUUGAUCAAUUAUAUCGUAUUCAAAAGUGCUUAGGACCAUUACCAACAAAAUAUACGUUAACUAUGAAUACAAAUCCAAAAUUUCAAGGCUUAAAAUUUCCUCCUAUUCAUCAUUUAGAUACAUUGGAAGAACGUUUUGGUCAUUUAUUUCCAUCAGAUAUUAUGCAUUUAUUUAAAAAUACUUUACGUUUAUAUGCUGCUGAUCGUUUAACAGCUGAAAAAUGUAUUCAACAUGAAGCUUUUCUAUAUUUAAACCAAAAUUGUUUGCAACGACAAUAUCAUCAACCAAAAACUGCUUUUGGUUCAAUUAGUGCAUCUCAAUAUGAAAUUGAUCAUAACAAUGAAAUAGUUGAUUGUACUACUCCAUUUGUUGAUAGACGUUUCAGCAAAUUAAAUGAUGAAAAUAAUGAAAUUCAACUUCCACGUCGACCUUCACCAUUAAAUAUCAAUAAUAGAAGUAUUGAUAAUUUAACUGAUAUUUCAUCUACUGCUUCAUCUUCUAUUAAUCAACAAAUACAAUAUCGUAGUAAUACACAAUUAACUGAUCGAUCGUCAGCGUUGUAUUAUCAUCAACCAAAAAUCAUACGAACCCAAUCAAAUGAUGAACAAUUAAAUCAAUUUUCUAUUUUUAGUCCAAGAAGUUCAAAUAUUACAAUGGAUAAUGAUAAUGAGCAUGAUCCAAAUAAUAUUCUAUUAUCAAAACAAUAUCUUAAAAAUCAUCAAUCAAAACAAUCUUUAACACGACAAGAAACAUUACGUGAAAAACAAUUACCUACAUCGUCUACAUUGAAUUAUGCUUCAAAUGGAGUUUUAUUAAGAUCUAAACAACAACAACAACAGCAACAUUCAACAAAUAUUUUACAAACAUCAUCAACAGAUAUGGAUAAAAAAUUUAAACGAUAUAGUUUAGAUCAACAUCGAACAAUAUUCAAUACACAACAACAAACAUCAGAAUCUAACAUCUAUCGAUCAUCAUUGGCUUUUAUGCCAAGUCAAAAAACAAAUAUAUACCCAAGUCAAAUAAAUAAUAAUCAAAAUGAACAAAUACGAGAUGAAGCUAGCAAUGAAUUACAAGAACAACGGCCUAUGCUUCGUGAAAUUAAUCGAGAUUUUCUUCGUAGUGGAACAGUUGAUUAUCAUCCACCUGCAGACACAAUACCUGUUCAUCAACAAACAUCUUUAAGGCAAACUCAAUAUAAAAUAGUAUCAGAUUUUAUGGAUCAAGUUAAUAAUGAUUCAAUAGGUUAG